Messenger RNA from Porites evermanni, 1503 nucleotides. Lineage: Eukaryota; Metazoa; Cnidaria; Anthozoa; Scleractinia; Poritidae. The record is from the annotation of a GenBank genome assembly.
AUGGCCCAGAUUUUUGAUGAUGAUGGUGCCGACGGAAUCCUGUUGGUUGACGCCAGCAACAUCCAAAUUACUUGUCCUGAAAUGUCCAUAUCAUCAACACGUACAGAAGUCCCUCGAGACUGUUCACCUGUGAAGGGGAACAGAUCUUAUCCCACGAAGGGACAACACAGGGUGACCCUCUAGCGCUAUGUGGUAUGCGAUCAACACAUUUAUCGUGAUUCAGAGCCUAAGAGAGCGUAUACCUAAAGUUAAGCAAGUAUGGCUGGCUGAUGACUCGGUGGGAGGCGGCCCAACUGAACUGUUAUACAACUGGUACAAGCUUUUUUGUCAAGAAGGAAAGAAAUGUGGCUACCUAGUCAAUAGCUCCAAAAGAUAGGUGAUAGUAAAGCCCGGGUAGUAAAGACACAAGAUCUAGCAGAUGAGGCCGAAUUGGUGUUUGGAGAGGACGUCAGAAUAACAAUGGCAGGUCGACCAGUUAUUGGAUUCCAGGAGUACAAGGACCAAUAAUGUAUUGGAAAAGUUCAGGGAUGGAGGGAAAGCAUCGAGUUGCUGGCUGAGAUCGUAAAGAGUCAGCCCAGUGCCGCCUACGUCGCCUUUGCAAAGGGCUACAAAUCGAAAUUUGCAUAUUUUAUGCAUAAAAUUGACUCAUUUGAAGACUAGGCUGAACCAACUGAUGAAGCCAUCAACGGUUUUUUCCUUCCAGUUCAUUUUGGUGAGAUGGAACCGCUCCCUGAUGAGUUGCAAGAACUAUUCACAAGGGGUCUGGGUAUACCAGACCUGAAAGCUGAAGUCUCACAGCAAUACGUUGCCUCAAAGUUAAUAAAAGCACCGUGUAGCAGCUAGACUUUCUAAGGUCAACACUCCAGGCUUGAGACAAGGGUGAAAACGCGUGGCUCAACUCUGUUGCCCUUGAAGAGCAGGACGUCUGGUGUAAGAAGAAGGGUUUUGUUUCACUAAGACAUGAUGGCAUCCAGAACUUUCUCACAUCUUUGCUCAGCAAAGUCUGCAAGGAUGUCGAGGUAGAUCCCUACCUCCUACCCAUGGACAAUGACGUAUUCAACCUAAGCUCCACCGUCACAAGUCAUGAGGCUAGACUAGACAUAAAGGCAAAAAGUUUCUGGUCACAAGGAGAAACAUAAUUCUUCGAUGUCUGUUGUGCAUCUGAACUCAACGUGUAACCAGAACAAAUCCCAAGAGAAGGAAAGGAAGUACCAACAAAGAGUUAUGGUCGUGGAAAUGAGAUCUUUCCUUCCCUCGCCUCCCCCCGUGGUUUUUGGCACAAACGGAGGAAUGGGGAAAAAAUGCAAACUUUUUCUGAGCAACCUAGCGGACAAACUUUCCCGAAACAACGGCGAGUCGUAUGCUAGCGCCAUAUCUUGGCUUGAAACAUGCAUAUCUUUUGAAAUUUUAGGAUCUCUUCACGAGGGUCCAAAACGCCUUUUCACAAGAAUGCUGACUUUUCAGAUGAUUUUAGUGUUAAUGCCAGGAAUAAGGACAUUUUAA